AGCAGUGGCCGAGCUGCAGAGCUCCUUGCCAAAGAGCGUGGGACAGUGCCUGGUUUUAUUGGCUUUGGAACAUCUCAGAGUGAUCUGGGCUACGUUCCUGCAGUUCAAGGUGCAGAGGAAAUUGACAGCCUUGUGGAUGCGGAUUUUCGGAUGGUGUUGAGAAAACUUUCCAAAAGGGACGUCACAACAAAAUUAAAGGCUAUGCAAGAGUUUGGGACAAUGUGCAAGGAAAGAGAAGCAGAAGUUGUUAAAGGUGUUCUUCCUUACUGGCCAAGAAUUUAUUGUAAAAUCUCACUAGAUCAUGACCGCCGUGUUCGAGAAGCAACUCAGCAAUCUUUUGAGCAACUGAUUCUUAAAGUAAAGAAACAUUUAGCUCCUCACUUAAAAAGUAUCAUGGGUUACUGGCUGAUUGCCCAAUGUGACACUUACUCCCCUGCUGCUUCUGCCGCAAAAGCAGCUUUUGAAAAAGCUUUUCCUUCAAGCAAACAACCUGAAGCCUUAGUAUUCUGUAAAGAUGAAAUUCUUAAUGUACUUCAAGAUCACCUUCUGAAAGAAACACCUGACACACUCAGUGACCCCCAAACUGUACCAGAGGAAGAAAGGGAAGCCAAAUUUUUCCGGAUUUUGACUUGCUCAUUGCUAGCUUUAAAAAAAUUGCUUAUCAUGUUGCCAAAGAAGGAGAUACAUUCAUUGGAGGAAAAGUUAAUGUCUCUUCUGUCCCAAAACAAAUUUUGGAAAUAUGGCAAACACAACAUACCACAGGUUCGGUCAGCUUUCUUUGAGCUGACCUCUGCUUUUUGCCAGCACUUGCCCGAGCUGGUGAAAGCUGAAGCACCAAGAGUUUGUCCUGCUGUUCUUCUCAGCAUUGAUGACAGUGAUGCAGUGGUGUGUCCUGCUCUUUGGGAAGCUGUACUUUAUGCUAUCGCCACUAUUGAGGAUUGUUGGAGUCAUGUAAAUGCCAAGAAGGGAGUUCUACCCAAACUAUGGACUGUGCUUCGAGAAGGUGGACGAGGACUAGCUACUCUUAUAUACCCAAACCUCUUGCCAUUCAUUAGCAAGGUACCUCCUGGCAUUGCAGAACCAAAGCUGGAAUUUUUCAGAACUUUUUUCAGCAAUAUAAUUCAAGGGUUGUCGAGUGAGCGAGCGCUCGCCAGCCCUUCGGAGAGCUCAGCCGUUGUAUCGGCGUUCGUGGAGUGCCUGCGCUUUGCCGUGCUUCAGAACACGGAUGCAGAGGGUGACCAAAGACAAAUUCAUCACAUGCUUAUAUAUGACCAGCUAAUUCCUCUUAUUGAUGCUGUACUUAAGGAGCCCAGAUUACAAAAUGGGCCAUUAUUUUACCAAAUAGCAGAAAUGCUGAGCUCCUGGGAAGCUAAAGCAGAACUAUCCAAUGAUGAUGGCACAGAUGAAGUUUUCCAAGAACUAUUGUCAAAUUUUUGGGACUGUCUUUUAAAAAUGUGCGUACUUCAUGUUGACGUGUUGGAUGCUGAUGAGAAAUCUUUGUUUGCCAUAUCUGGUAUGCUAGGAAUUCUUCAGAACCCAAAGAGUGCUGCAAAACCAAACAACAGAAAAUCUCUAAAAAUCAGAUUUACAGACGAGGAUGAAUCUGAAAGAAACAUAGAAAAUGGAAAGCUCAUGGAAAUGAGAAAUAGUGACUCUGAAGUCCAGGCUGACUUGCAGCAUAGUUCACUUCUCAGGAAAGAACCUUUAGAGAAUUUAGUCUGCAACCUUGCUGAACUGAGUAUUGCAUAUGUCAACGAGCAGAAGUCAGAGAAACAUUUGAAAUUUCUCUCUGCACUGCUCAAUGGUUUUUCUUCAGACAGAGUUUUUCAAGUACUUUUAGAGCAGGGAAAUGAUGCAAGCUCUGCUCAGGCUGAAUCCCAAAAUGAAAUGAAAGCUCAUCACGAAAGUCCGUCUGUACGGUUUCUGUAUAUGAACUUAAUAACGUGGCUGAAAGAAGACUGGAGGAAAGACACCCAUUUUCUGGUUGAUAUUUUGUACAGUGUGCUGAAUUGUUGCACCAGUAACGAUGAAAGGAAAAUCAUUCUUGAUGAUUUAACAAAGAUGGAUCUGAAAUGGAUUAUUUUUCUCCAGAUAAUUCAAAAGGCAUGCUCAAGUACAACAAAACUGUCUUUAGUCUUUGACUGGCUGAAAGGAGAUACACUUGGAGAAAAACUUGUAAUGCUGGCAGAUGAUCUGUGUCAUCUGGGUUUAAAACCUAUAGCAGCUUCAUCAGAAUCAUCGCCUUCAGAAAGGUGGACCCUCCUGAGCUUAGUGUUGUCACAACACAUUAAAAAUGAGUCUUUGAUUGGUGAAACUUUUGUUGAAAGGAUAAUUGAUAAACUUCAAGAAGCUCUGUCUAAAGCAAAGGAUCUUUCUGAGGCUGGAAAUACUGAACCAUCAGUAUCUUUCAUCUGCGAUGUAGCCUCAAGCUUUUUCAGCUCAUUUAAAGGAUGUUUACUGAUGCCAUCCUCAGAAGAUUUGCUACUUACCAUCUUCCAGUUGUGUGCUCAGAGGCAGGAUGCUACACACCUAACAGAUUUACUUGUAUGUAAAUUAAAACACACUUGGAUGUCCGGUGUAAGUUCACUUGUGCGUCAGCUUCGGAGCAUGCAGAACCAGAGCACCUUUUUGCAUAAAUCUGCAUUGUGGGUCAAGAAUCAAAUUCAGUCUUCCUCUUUGGAUGUUAAAAGCCUUCAGGUUUUGAUCUCUGCGGUUAGUGAUUUGUUGUCUAAGCUUAUGGAAGCUGAUGAACAGUCUGGAUAUCUUGUGGGAGACUACAUUGAGCAUGUCAUGCCAAACAAAACCGAGUGGGCGACAUUGCAGAAGUCUCUAUCUGCUGAGUGGAUACACAAACCUCUUUUGGAAGGAAGGCUUAGUAUGAAUUGUGAACCUUUGGGAUCGUGUGUUAAGCUGCGUGGCACAAUUAAACUUCCAGGCCAUCUGUGUACUUCAGCCUUACUAAGUAAAAUGGUGCUACUUGUGUUGGAAAGUGGUAUAGUCCACGGAAAUGAUGAUGCUGAAAUAAAGAAAACUGACAGUAUAAUGGCAGAACUGUUGUACUCAUUACAAUGGAUUGAAGAAUUGGAGAAUCCUCCCGAUCUGCUUCUGGAGUAUCUUCACAUGUUAGAAGAAAUGCACAUCACAUAUGAGAAGUUCAGUACACUUAGUAAUACAACUAGCCUUCAGCAAACAAUAUUCGAUAGAUCGGAGGAGCAUGGACGACUCUGGUCCUUAACCAUGGCUAAAGCGAUCCGUGCGGAAAGCACUGUAUCCUCUGAGAUGAAACAACUUUUUAAGACAACAGAAGGGUUUCUACUGUUAACAGAGGGCAGAUUACAUACCCUUCAGUGUCUAGCACCUUUUUUAAUGGAGGAAGAAAAGAAAGAACUUGUCUUCCACUGUGUGGCCAAACUUAUGACAUGCACAAAGACAGAGCUUUCCAACAAUGAUG
Merops nubicus (carmine bee-eater) is the source of this 3451-nucleotide messenger RNA. Its product is annotated as E3 ubiquitin-protein ligase listerin-like. The record is from RefSeq and is a predicted model, not a curated record. The transcript has 18 exons. Gene Ontology annotation, cellular component: cytosol; RQC complex. Gene Ontology annotation, molecular function: ubiquitin protein ligase activity; ribosomal large subunit binding. The annotation marks the transcript as partial. NCBI's taxonomy places the organism in Eukaryota, Metazoa, Chordata, Aves, Coraciiformes, Meropidae. Gene Ontology annotation, biological process: ribosome-associated ubiquitin-dependent protein catabolic process; rescue of stalled cytosolic ribosome.